Durusdinium trenchii is the source of this 802-nucleotide messenger RNA. NCBI's taxonomy places the organism in Eukaryota, Dinophyceae, Suessiales, Symbiodiniaceae. The record is from the annotation of a GenBank genome assembly.
GGGCACACUGGAUAUACCUCCACCGGCUCGACCCUGCCAUGGGGCGGUGCUGCGUGUCAACCUUGGUGCUUCCUUCGUGUGUGCGUUUCGUUGGAGGCCAUUUCGGACUCAAACGUACGCGUCCCGCACCGUCUAGCACCGCAUCGACCUCUCAAUGGGAUGCCACGCGAGCAAAGUGCAAGAUGAGACCUGCGUGACAUGGAAGGGGGACGCGCCGCUCCCGCCGAUGAGAAGCACUCACCAACGGCAUCUCACGAAGUUUGAUAGCUUCCUGCAGAAGCUUGAUCAGAACAAGCUGGAUCAGUUGAUCCACCAGAAGCGUCGCACUCAUGCUCGCAGACAGGAGAAGAGAUGGAGCCAAAUGGAUGAUUCACUUGAAGUCUCCCUCAGCAUUUGAGCUCGCCAUAGUCCGGUCAUGCAUGGAUUCCGCAAAUUCAGUGUUUCCGCCUCCACAUCUACCUUGAGUCUCCAAUGACCCUUUUAAAUUUGCCUUUCCAAGAAAAAGAGGUUUUUGAAAGAAAGCACUCUUUUUUGCAUAUGUCACGAAAUGUUCCUUUUUUGUUUGUGCCCUGUCAGAUCCUCCUUAGACAGUGUCCUGAGACCUUUUUUCGGCGUCCAAAACGCGUCUUUUUGCGUCCAAAAGGCGUCUUUAAGUGUCCGUGCCGGACGCGUCCGGAUGAAGAUUCACUCUGCACCUUUUUUUGAGUCCUCAUCUCUAAAAACGCGUUUUUCGAGCAAAAACGCAAAAAUAUUAGACCAAAAACAAAAACGCAGAAAAAAAAGGUCUUUGGAGACUCAAGGU